Molecule: messenger RNA, 4552 nt
Organism: Oryzias latipes (Japanese medaka)
Lineage: Eukaryota; Metazoa; Chordata; Actinopteri; Beloniformes; Adrianichthyidae
Source: RefSeq, a predicted model, not a curated record
GCUUCAUGGUCUUACCCCCUGUGGUGUUCACAUUUGUGUGACAUGUUUGGUGUGAAACUACCCCAUCUAGUGGCAAAAAGAGAUAUAUACUCAAACAGGUGUAAAACACCGGGAGACGGUUCUAGAGGGAUGUAAUGAGGCGUGUUCGGAAAUAAAGCGAUACUUGGUUGCAGUCCGUUGUCCGGUUCUUUUUCUUUGAAGCAUUACGGACAUUACAUUGGCGACGAGGAGUGAACUCUAGAUACUUUUUUUUUUCUCUCAAGAGAGCAAGAACUGCAGCAUUAAAAAAAAAAAGCAGAAGAAAGACAAAAAAGGUGCAUCGACGAUGGCAGGAAACAGGGCGACUCUCCUUCCUUUUGACACAGAAACGGAUCCAGGCACUGUUGGACCUCGUUGGACCAAGUGGGUGCAAAGGUUUGAAAACUAUACUACUGCUAUGAACAUAACAGGAGAUGCCAGGCUGAAAGCAUUAUUGUUGCAUGUGGCAGGAGAAAGAGUCCAUGAUAUUUACGACACAGUCGCAGCAGAAGAUGAUAAAUAUGCAGACACAAAACAAAAGUUGACAACUUAUUUUUCUCCAAAGAAAAAUAUUCAAUAUCAAGUGUUCAUGUUCCGAAAAGCCACACAAGAACCAGGAGAAAGUCUGGACAGUUAUCAUACAAGACUGAGAAUACUGGCAAAAAAUUGUGAAUUUACGGACUUAACAGCAGAGAUUAAAACACAAAUUAUACAAAGCUGCACAUCAUCGAGGUUGCGCAGGAAAGCCCUAAGGGAGCCUGAAAUAAGCUUAAAUGACCUCCUUGAUUAUGGAAGAGCACUCGAACUGUCUGAAAUGCAAGCUACAGGCAUGGAAACAAAAACAGAAGCAGUAGUCAACAAGGUGUCUUCUAAAACAUCAGCCACGAAUGCUAGUAAAAGCAAGUGGUCAGCAAAACAACAGUCCAACAACCGCUGCAGGAAUUGUGGAGGUAAUUAUCCUCACACAGGAGAGUGUCCCGCCAAGAGCAAACAAUGCAGAGCCUGUGGCAAAUUAAACCAUUUUGCAAGACAGUGCCGCUCUAAGCAGACAUAUACCACCUCAAAAGCACCACGAGGAAGAAAUGGUCAAAACUCCAGGAACAUUCACUUCACACAAGCGGCUGCAACAAGUAAAGACCCGGAUAAUUCUUCCAGCAGUGAUGAUGCAUACGUUUUUGCAGUUGAUGCUGAGAAACUUUCAGACUUGCCACAAACUCAGAUCAAACUGAAUGGAUUUACUAUAUCCGUUCUGAUAGAUUCAGGAGCCUCAGCAAACUGUCUCAGUCAAACAUGUUUUGAGCAACUGAAACCACGCCCACAACUUUGCCCCACUGAAACAAAAAUCUAUCCUUUCCGUUCCACUGUUUCCUUACCUGUCAGUGGUGUAUUUAAGUGCUGUGUGGCAAAGCGAAGCAAAAAGAUUAUGUGCACGUUCUUUGUGAUUAAAGGUGAAGGAUGUAAUAUUCUCAGUUACAAGACAUCCACAGCGCUUGGACUAAUCAGUGUGGUCACUGCAGUUUCAACUUCAGGACCAGGUGGUUCGGUUGCAGAUGCACUUGUGGCUAGUCACCCAGAACUGUUCAAAGGCAUCGGGAAACUGAAAAACUUUCAGGUGAAGCUUCACAUAAAUCCUGACAUCAGACCCACAAUACAACCACAUCGACGUGUACCCUUUCAUAUUCGAAAGAAAGUGGACGAAGAGCUUUACAAACUUGAGGCAGAUGACAUCAUUGAGGAUGUUACUGGACCAACACCAUGGGUCUCACCUAUUGUCACACCACCAAAGCCCAAGGACCCCAAUAAAGUUAGGAUCUGUGUCGACAUGCGUCAAGCAAACGUGGCUAUUGAGAGAGAACGCCACAUCACCCCUACCAUGGAUGACAUAGUUCAUGAGUUAAAUGGAGCUACAGUUUUUUCGAAACUAGAUCUGAGAGCUGGAUAUCAUCAGUUGGAGCUACACCCUGACAGUCGAUACAUCACCACAUUCACCACCCACCGAGGACUCAAGCGCUACAAACGACUCAGUUUUGGAAUAUCAUCUGCUGCUGAGGUAUUUCAAAACGCCAUCUGUCAGACUCUCCAAGGUCUGUCUGGUGUGAAGAAUUUCAGUGAUGACAUCAUAGUUUUUGGUGCCUCACAGGCUGAACAUGAUGACAACCUUAGAGCUCUGUUCCAUAGGCUAAAGGAAAGUGGCCUCACUCUUAACAAAGAAAAAUGUGAAUUUAACAAAUCCAAACUGGAGUUCUUUGGUUUCAUUUUCUCUGCUGAUGGUGUGUCCACAGACCCAAAAAAAGUCGCUGUUGUUCACCAGGCCUCUGACCCCAAGACUCCCAGUGACAUCAAAAGUCUCCUUGGCAUGGCCAAUUACUGUUCCAGGUUCAUCAAGGACUUCUCGUCCAUCACUGAGCCACUACGCAAACUCACAAGAAAAGAUGCAACUUGGGCGUGGGGCCCGGACCAGCAGAUUGCACUGCAAAAACUGAAAGACGGUCUUACUAGUGACACGGUUUUGUCCUACUUCUAUCCAGGCAGAGAGACAGAAUUACUGGUGGAUGCUAGCCCGGUUGGCCUGGGUGCCAUCCUCUGCCAGCGAGAUGAAACAGCAGAAAGACAUGUCAUAGCCUAUGCAAGUAGAGCUCUCCGUGACGUUGAGACCAGAUAUUCUCAGACAGAGAAAGAAGCACUGGCUAUUGUUUGGAGCUGUGAGCAUUUUCACCUUUACCUCUAUGGUCAUCCAUUCACACUUGUCACUGAUCAUAAAGCUUUGGAAGCCAUAUGGAACAAUCCCAAGUCAAAACCACCUGCCAGAAUUGAAAGAUGGGGCCUGAGGCUUCAGCCCUAUAACUUCAGGGUGGAGUACAGAAAGGGAGUUGAAAAUCCGGCUGACUACAUGUCUCGACACCCCAUGCUUUCUCCAUCAUGUGAGAGCACACGUGCUACUAAGGUGGCUGAGGAGUAUGUGAAUUUUGCCGCAACUCAUUCAACACCUAAAGCUAUGACACUCACAGAGAUAAAGGCCGAAACACUGAAGGAUCCGGUGCUUCAAGAGGUUUCCACGUUCAUCAGAGACAACAAUUGGCAUCAAAGCCACAAGUCCCUGCAUGCAGAUAUGCUGGACCGCUUCAAACGAGUGAGUGAAGAACUGACAACAUCGCCCUCAUCGGACAUCAUUCUACGUGGUACCAGAUUAGUGAUUCCGGCUGCUCUAGAAGAUAGAGUGAUUCAGCUCGCUCAUGAGGGACAUCAAGGAGUAGUUAAGACCAAAGCACUGCUCAGAUCCAAAGUCUGGUUUCCAAAUAUAGAUCAGAAGGCAGAGACUGCCGUACGUGAUUGCAUUGCAUGUCAAGCUGCUACACCAGUUACCAAUAAUGAACCGUUAAGAAUGUCGCCUCUUCCUGAAACUCCGUGGCACCGCGUGAGUGCAGAUUUUUGUGGACCAUUUCCCACUGGGGAAUAUUUACUUGUUAUUAUAGAUGAGUAUACACGUUACCCAGUCGUUGAAAUUGUGAGGUCAACCUCAGCUAACACAGUCAUUCCUGUCAUGGACAAAGUGUUCUCGUUGUUCGGGAUUCCUGCAGUUGUGAAAACUGAUAACGGCCCACCAUUUAAUGGUGAUCAGUUCUCCCAGUUUGCAACCUAUCUCGGGUUUCAUCAUCAUCGUACAACGCCACUUUGGCCCCAAGCCAAUGCUGCAGCUGAAAGAUUCAUGCGCACGCUAGGAAAAGCCAUAAGAGUGGCAAACUCACAAGGAAUUCCCUGGAAACAACAGCUAAACAUCUUUCUACGAGAAUAUAGAGCUACACCUCACAGCACAACUCAGAGCUCUCCUGCCGAGCUAUUGUUUCAACGCCAGAUGCGCACGAAGAUACCUUCACUUCCUUCUUCCACAGGAAAUAAUUCGGACUGUAGAGUGAGAGCAAGAGAUAGUGCGGCUAAAGCUAAGAUGAAAUCUUAUGCAGAUGUGCGGCGUCAUGCUACACCACAUGCUCUUGCUCCUGGUGACGUUGUGCUGCACAAGCAAACCAAGUAUUGCAAGCUUACUACACCAUAUAAUACCAGACCAUACAAAGUGAAGGACAUCAAAGGAUCCAUGAUCACAGCCACCAGAAAUGGACACUCUGUGACAAGGAACUCUUCGUUCUUCAAACGGAUUACCCCACGGCUUCUGGAGAUGCCACUUCAUCCUGAUGAUGAUGCCCCAGAGCCCGGUGAGAACCCUUCCAUCACCUCAUCACCACGCUACCCUAAAAGGAGCAACAGACAUCCUCCUACUUACUUACAGGACUAUACUUAGCACACAAAUACAUUUGUGUGGUGUAGUAACAUCGAAUGAAGACGAACAGAAAUCAGAAUGUUGUUCAUUCCUGACUUAAUUCAGUUUCUUUUUAUUUGUCGGUUCAAAAUUGUUUGUUGACUAGAAUGCACACAUGUUUAAGGUCACACAUGUUAAAAAAAAAAAAAAAAAAAAGAGCAAUGUGGUGUUCACAUUUGUGUGACAUGUUUGGUGUGAAACUACCCCAUCUAGUGGCAAAAA